Molecule: messenger RNA, 1716 nt
Organism: Sinocyclocheilus grahami
Lineage: Eukaryota; Metazoa; Chordata; Actinopteri; Cypriniformes; Cyprinidae
Product: WD repeat-containing protein 7
Exons: 5
Coding region: 15-641 (208 amino acids)
Cellular component (GO): cytoplasm
Molecular function (GO): protein binding
Source: RefSeq, a predicted model, not a curated record
ACAGACACACAGCGAUGCAGUCCCAGGGCUCUCAGUCUCAGCAGAACGUUCACAUCACGACUCUCGCUCGUGCCAAAACUGAAAUCCUGCGCGUCAUGGAGAUUCUCAUCGAGAAAAUGCCGUCUGAUGUGGUGGACCUGCUGGUGGAGGUGAUGGACAUCAUCAUGUACUGCAUUGAAGGCUCUCUGGUGAAGAAGAAAGGCCUGUCUGAGUGUUUCCCAGCCAUCUGCAGGUUUUAUAUGGUGGCGUACUGUGAUCGCAGCUAUCGUAUCGCUGUCGGCGCCCGUCAGGGUUCAGUGGCCCUUUAUGACGUUCGCACUGGAAAAUGCCAGCAUAUUCACGGACAUAAAGGACCCAUAACGGCGGUGUCCUUCGCACCGGACGGGCGUUAUCUGGCCACCUACUCCAACGCUGACAGCCACAUCUCCUUCUGGCAGAUGAACACGUCUCUGUUAGGCAGCAUCGGGAUGUUGAACUCGGCUCCUCAGCUGCGCUGCAUCAAAACCUAUCAGGUUCCUCCGGUCCAGCCGGCGUCGCCCGGAUCCCAGAACGCCCUCAAACUGGCCCGCCUCAUCUGGACCUCCAACCGCAACGUCAUCCUCAUGGCCCACGACGGCAAGGAGCACCGCUUCAUGGUCUGAGGGGUCAGGGGUCAGGUGACCUUUGACCUUCCCAGCUGAGCUGUCAACUGGUUUACACUCUUCCUUUCAUUCCUCUGUUUAUUUAAAGCAUUUGAAGUUUUGUUCUCUUUUGACUAUUUAUGAAGAUGAUAAAGGACUGCAGGUCACUAAAACGUAUUUUUGUGCUUGAAGGUCAAGCGAGGUUUUGCUCAGGCGAAGCAAAUAUGAGUUUUAUUUUAGUUUUCUCUCCGGUUGAUUCGCUGAAGCCGUUUUAUCAUUCCAGCUAUAUAAACACACAUUUGACUCGUUUGGUCUAAAGCAGAGAAAGAUCCCUCGCUGACGUUAUUUAGAAUCGCAGAAUCCUCGUUCGUGCUGAAUGACUGGAAUCAUAUCGUGAUAUCGUGUAUCAUAGGAAUGGUUUUUGUUUGCGCUCGUGCUGUAGUCGUGAACUCUUCGGUUUGCUGUUGUCUGUGUUUUUGUGAGUCGUUGGUUGGUGUGAAGUCACUGGCACUGAAAUACACGUUUAAAAGCAGUCGCGUUGGCUUUCCCACACGCCGUCUGCUGUAAUCCACUGAUAGAGGUGUAUUCUAGAGACACGGCUGUGAAAUCUGCAUCUGCAACGUCACAGAGCUUUGAGAAAUCCCUGUUAGCUGAAUUUAUUCAGGAUUUCAUCCCACGAUUAACAGCAAAAAAUUAUUUUAUAUUUGCGUAAAGAGCUAUUUUAGGAUCAUUAAGGUUUUUUUGCAUUGUGCAGUUUUUUUCAUAAAUCUAUUUUUAGGAUCCAAUUCUGAUUACUGUAAUAUAAAAAAGUAAUUCUCAUACUGUAAUAAACAUUUAAAAUAAGUCAAAUUAAUUAUAGCAAUGAGCAUUCAAAUCAGCAAAUUGUAAUAUCAUUUAAGUGUUUUCAUUUUUUUCUUAUGAAAAUAACCAUAAUCAGAAUACAAAAGCAUAAUAAUUAACUACAUUUGUGUGAAUAGGCAAUAAUUCAAUCGUAAUGAUCUUAAAUCUUAAAAUAGGCAGAAAUUUCAUUAUGCAAAUUAUAAUAUCUUUUUUUCACUGCUGGCUUAAUAUAUUCUGUAUUUCAUCCCUAAAUCAA